UCCAGGGAUGAGAUGCGACUCUUGAAAUCGGUCCGGACGAGGGCGGUGUCAAGAGGGGAAAGGAGAGGAAGACAGGGCAGGGGGGAGAGGAGAAUCCGAUGUCAGUGCGUCCGAGUGCAUUGUGUACAAAAAAAAAAACAAAAAAAAAACACGAGGAAUUAUAGCGGAGUAGACUUCUCUACCCAGUUUUUUUUUGUUUUGUUUUUGUGAAGCGAAGUAAAUGCGCGAGGAGAGUCGAGGGGAACCAGAAGGGCAUGUCGACCACACGCCCCAAUGCCCCAGGAGACACACCACGGCUCGACCCUUCCCCUCGCGUUGCAUGUGGCGGUGAAUGCAACAAGUGAUACGCCCUGGGCACCGGGAAGAGAAACUGGCUGUGACUUCUCUUUAGUGAUAACGGCAAUGACAAAGCUCAAAGAAUCUAGUGAUUAAUGUACAGUGUGACAAGUGGAUUAGCAACAGUGGAAAAUAGGGCAGCGAGGAUGGACAGAGAGAUCACAGGACACGGAUCAAGGCGCAUGCACACUGAUCAGCCCACGUCCUGCGGCUGCAACUAGCGUAGGACGCGGCCUUAUCGCGGCGGACGCUGCCGCCGUCCGGCGUUUUCAGUUCUGUUCUGGCGACGCUCGACUUCGCAGGGAGAGCGAGUCGCCUGUGCGGGAAGGACAGUUGGAAAACAGUGACGUCGACUCCCUUCCUAGAAAUGCCUCCAUCGAGAUUAUAAUUCUUUAAAAAAAAGAAAGAAAAAAAACAACUCAAUUGCAAGUGACAAACCCGUGCCCCAGACAAGAACCAUUCCCACAACUGCAACGACGACGGCACGAAGAAUGGACCAACUGGAGGUGAUGCCCGUGAGUUCGAGGGUCGUCUGCCUCAACGCCCCUCACCUCAAGUCCCUGUGCGUGUUCGAGGCCCUUUCGCGCACCCUCGGCUGUUACUACAAUCACCACCGCCUCCAGGUCGUCUCCUGCCAGGCCACGGUACGACUGCCUGCCCCGCGAGUCGUCAGGAUACGCGGCCACGCAACGCACACUCACCCCCCAGGCGACACGCCCACUCUACCCACGCCCAUACAGAUGGGGACUUACUUGGUGUUCCACCUCGGAGACUGGUCGCAGGUCAGGAAGUGCCACCUUGUGCUCAAUGGCAUCGAGCAAGUGCCGAGGAGUGCCGUGCCAGCCAAAGUAAACCUACAGCGCGUCCUGCACUCUCAACCAUUACAGCAACCUACUCCUCCCUUGGAACCUGCUCCUCAGUCCCCCUCUCACCUUCCUCCCUUUAUACCCCCUAUCACUCAAGAGGAACAGCUAACAAAUGGAAGUGCCCUUAAAAAGACCACAUCCUUAAGUCCUAGAGCCAACACAUCACAUCCAGCAAAGCCACCACCACCUGUUCCCCCAAAGCCUAAAAUAUCCCGGGGGACCAAGUCCUAUAGCCUGGACAGUCACAGCCAACUGCUCUCGAACACAGACCAAUCCUUACAAAAUAUAAAAAGCAGUCUUCCACUGACUGAACAGAAGCCGCAGCAAAAACCUGAGGUGUGUGAAGAUAAACCGAAGAGUCGUGUUAGCCAAAUACCUAUACAUAUGAACCGAGCGGAGGACAUAACAACGCUCUUAGACGACGAUGAUGACGAGUGCGCAUCUGAUACUUCUGAUGACCUUCAUAAGGUAGUACGCAAAAGAUUAUCAGCAGACAUAACAGUCUUGUUGGACCCACCACCAGAAAAUAACGUGCUGGUUCUACUCCUAAAACCAGCUGAAGAAACACAAGCAUGGCAGUUCUUAUCAGCCUGUAUGCAGGUCACUCAGUGUGGAAAUAAACCCCUGGUGAUGGAAGGCACAGGAUCCAUGAAAAAGGCUCUUACUAGAACCAAACCCCUCUAUUUUUCCAAGAAUGGAAAUGUGCAAAGAAUAUAAUUUAAUCUGAACUUAUUCACUUCAUAUUAAAUAUUCUUUAUUAUCUAACUCUUUAAAUCAUUUAAAAAUAAGUUUAAACAUUUAUUUAUGUUGAACUAAAGAAAUAAAGAAAAUCUGAUUCUGACAUACUCAUUGAAACAUGCUAUCUCAUAAGCAAAAUGUAUAAGAGACCAGCAAUAUACUGUAACAGACCACCAUGCUGGAGAAAAACCCACAAGAUAACACCAUACUGCUGUACACCAAUAAUCCAAAGUUAAUAAAGCAAUGCUACCUCACUAUAAGCAUGGUGAAGGGUAUACAUAACAAAACAUCAGGAUUACAAAGACAAUGCCACACACACGUGGUCUUUUUGCUCAAAAAUAGGUUGUGCAAAUCUUCAUGCUGAUCUGAAACUGAACUGCUAAUUCAUCUACUUCUAAAAAGUUCAUACUUUGAGAUGGUUGGUUCUAAUAAUCACCAGCUUAAUCAUGAACCAAUCUUUCUGUAAUAUGUGUGAAAAUAUCAUACUAUGGCAAUAUAACUCGCAUCACUCUUUAAUUUUUGCUAGUCCUCCUUUGUAAAUUCGGUAUUAACUUUCCUGAAUUUUCAUUAACCUUUUCAGUUAUACUGCAGUUCAUAUCCAAGAAAAUAAUGUCAAGGUCUACUCUGAAACUCUUUCUUUGCAAGUAACACAAUAUGGAAGAUACUUCCAGCUUUUCUUGCCUAUUUUAUCAUCUCUAAAAGGAUAUAAUUAGUUACAGUUUUUAUUUUUUUGCCUUUCCUCAUAAAGUAAUAGAAAACCUUCCUUUUCAUUUAUAAUACAUCCCACUUUCUACAAUAAUUACUUUUUUCUUCAUAGAAUUUAUAAUUCCUUACCAUCUGAUGUACAAUUAACUUAAAUCAAUUCAUUAAUAAACAUUAAUAUUCA
Messenger RNA from Penaeus chinensis, 2826 nucleotides. RefSeq lists its product as uncharacterized. The transcript is spliced from 7 exons. The coding region runs from base 828 to 1919 and encodes 363 amino acids. The record is from RefSeq and is a predicted model, not a curated record. Lineage: Eukaryota; Metazoa; Arthropoda; Malacostraca; Decapoda; Penaeidae.